CUUCACAGAGUUGCACCUGGAGCAGAUCCUAGGGCAGGUGUGCACACCAGCCAUGAGGAAAGACGCAUCACUGGAAGAUUUUGAGUGGUUCUAUACUGAUCGGUGGCACAAUGACCGACGUCGGGAGAUAUUGGCAAAGUAUCCAGAGAUAAAAUCCUUGAUGAAACCUGACCGCAACCUGAUCUGGAUCAUAACCAUGAUGCUUCUUGUCCAGUUGGCUUCAUUUUACUUAGUCAAAGACUUACAGUGGAAAUGGGUCAUAUUUUGGGCCUAUGUCUUUGGUGGCUCUAUCAACUACUCACUAAUUACAGGUUCUCAUGAAAUCAUUCAUAAUUUCCCCUUUGGCCACCACAAGGCCCUGUGGAACCGCUGGUUUGGAAUAUUAGUUAACCUCCCUAUUGGGUUUCCAUAUUCGAUUUCCUUUAAGAGAUACCACAUGGAUCACCAUCGAUACCUUGGAGUUAAUGGCAUCGAUAUAGGUGUUCCUCAUGAUCUUGAGGGCUGGUUCUUCUGCACCACUUUCAGGAAGCUUGUUUGGAUUGCUUUUCAACCUCUCUUUAUUAUUUUUAGAUCUCUAUUUAUCAAUCCCAAACCAAUUUCUUAUCUGGAAAUCAUCAAUGCUGUUGUUCAGAUCACUUUUGACAUUAUAGUUUACUAUGUUUUUGGAAUUAAAUCUUUAGUCUACAUGCUGGUAGCUUCUGUGCUUGGUCUGGGUUUGCACCCAAUUUCUGGCAGUUUUAUAGGGGACCAUUUCGUGUUCUUUAAGGAACAAGUAACAUACUCCUAUUAUGGGCCUCUGAACUUAUUCACCUUCAAUCUGGGCUAUCAUAACGAACACCAUGACUUCCCAAACAUUCCUGGAAAAGACCUGCCCUUGGUGAAGAAAAUAGCACCUGAAUACUAUGACAAACUCCCUCAUCACAUCUCCUGGGUCAAAGUAUUGUAUGAUUUUGUGACAGAUAACACGACACAUCCCCAUUCACGGAUGAAGAGGCUUCCAGAAAGGGAAAUGGCUUUUAGAGCAAACACUCAGAGCCAAAGCAAAAUCUGCAAAGACUUUUAAUUGCUGAUAAUGUGGAUUUUUUUCCUUGUUAAAAUUAAGGGCUAUCAGAAGCCAUCUAGACAAGGUUAUGGCAAGAAAGUUUUCUGGUGAUGACCCACUGUUUUUCAUGGCUGUAAUGGGUGCACUCUGAGAUGUGGGAUCCUCAGAAACUUCAUCCCAGGGUUGCUUCUCGCUACCAAUAUGCUUUUCCUGCUACUCUUACAUAGCUGGGCAUCUGCCAACCCUAUUGGGCAGAUCUCCUGCAGA
This is a messenger RNA of Arvicanthis niloticus (Nile rat), 1309 nucleotides long. RefSeq names its product sphingolipid delta(4)-desaturase DES1-like. Gene Ontology annotation, biological process: ceramide biosynthetic process. The record is from RefSeq and is a predicted model, not a curated record. Lineage: Eukaryota; Metazoa; Chordata; Mammalia; Rodentia; Muridae. Gene Ontology annotation, molecular function: sphingolipid delta-4 desaturase activity. Gene Ontology annotation, cellular component: membrane.